ACCAUGGGCUCGCUGGGGAGCGAUGCUGGCCAAAGGGUUCAGGUGGAAUUUUAUGUAAAUGAAAACACCUUUAAGGAAAGGCUGAAGUUAUUUUUCAUCAAAAACCAAAGGUCAAGCCUGAGAAUUCGGCUUUUGAACCUGUCUUUGAAGCUGCUGACAUGCCUUCUGUACAUAGUGAGGGUGUCUCUGGACGACCCCACCGAGGUCACUCGUGCAAGCGCAAACAGCACACACACGUACAACACAACCGCCGAUCCUUCAGACAUCAACUGGGCAUUAAUUAUCUGGGUAAACAGAAGAACACCUGUCUGGGCUAUUCAGGUGACAGUGGCCUUAAUUAGUUUCCUAGAGGCAAUGCUCCUCACAUAUCUAAGUUACAAGGGAAACAUCUGGGAGCAGAUGUUUCAGAUCUCCUUCAUGUUGGAAAUGAUGAACACAGUGCCGUUUAUAAUUACCAUCUUCUGGCCGCCAUUGAGAAAUAUAUUUGUCCCGGUGUUCCUCAACUGCUGGCUGGCCAAAUGCGCUUUGGAGAACAUGAUCAAUGAUCUUCACCGUGCCAUCCAGCGGACCCACUCGGCCAUGUUCAACCAGGUGCUCAUCCUCAUCUGCACCCUGCUCUGCCUGGUCUUCACCGGUGCCUGUGGAAUACAGCACCUGGAGAGGGCAGGGAAGAACCUGUCCCUGUUCGACUCCGUCUACUUCUGCAUCGUCACCUUCUCCACGGUGGGCUUCGGCGACGUCACCCCCCGGAUCUGGCCGUCCCAGCUGCUCGUGGUCAUCAUGAUCUGUGUGGCGCUGGUGGUCCUGCCCUUACAGUUUGAGGAGCUGGCCUAUCUGUGGAUGGAGCGGCAGAAGUCGGGGGGCAACUACAGCCGGCACCGCGCCCAGACCGAGAAGCACGUGGUCCUGUGUGUGAGCUCGCUCAAGAUCGACCUCCUCAUGGACUUCCUCAACGAGUUCUACGCCCAUCCCAGACUGCAGGACUACUACGUGGUCAUCCUGUGCCCCACGGAGAUGGACAUCCAGGUGCGGCGCGUGCUGCAGAUCCCCCUCUGGUCACAGCGGGUCAUCUAUCUCCAGGGCUCCGCGCUCAAAGACCAGGACCUCAUGAGAGCCAAGAUGGAUGAUGCGGAGGCCUGCUUCAUCCUCAGCAGCAGGAACGAGGUGGACCGCACGGCCGCCGAUCACCAGACCAUCCUGAGGGCAUGGGCUGUGAAGGACUUCGCCCCCAACUGCCCGCUGUUUGUGCAGAUCCUCAAACCGGAGAACAAAUUCCAUGUGAAAUUUGCUGAUCACGUGGUGUGUGAAGAGGAGUUCAGGUACGCCAUGCUGGCCCUGAACUGCGUGUGUCCGGCUACGUCCACCCUGGUGACCCUCCUCGUUCACACUUCGCGGGGACAGGAGGGCCAGCUCUCUCCAGAGCAGUGGCAGAGGACGUACGGCCGUUGCUCAGGCAACGAGGUCUACCACAUCCGCCUGUGCGACAGCAAGUUCUUCGGGGAGUACGACAGCAAGAGCUUCACCUACGCGUCUUUUCAUGCCCACAAGAAGUACGGUGUGUGUCUGAUCGGCGUUAAGCGCGAGGAGAACAAAAGCAUCCUGCUCAACCCGGGUCCUCGCCACAUCAUGGCUGCCACCGACACCUGUUACUACAUUAACAUCACCAAGGAGGAGAACUCCGCCUUCAUCUUCAAGCAGGAAGAGAAGCACAACAAGGGCCUGGCGUCCGUGGGGCUGUACGACGCCCCCUCCCGCCUGCCUGUUCAGAGCAUCAUCGCCAGUAUGGGGACGGUUGCCAUAGACCUGCAGAACCCCGUGCCCCCGGAGGACAGCAACAAGCUGGGCGUGCCCACGGAGAACGGCGCGGGCAGCCGGCGGCCCAGCAUCGCCCCGGUGCUGGAGAUCGCCGACUCCACUGCCAUCCUGCCCUGCGACCUCCUCACCGACCCGCUGGAGGACGAGACGCCCCAGCCCGACGAGGAGGGCCUGCCCAGCGCAGAGUAUGUGAAAGGAUAUCCACCCAAUUCGCCAUACAUUGGGAGCUCGCCAACCCUCUGCCACCUCCUGCCUCAAAAGGCUCCAUUCUGUUGCUUGCGACUCGACAAGGGCUGCAAGCACAACAGCUUUGAGGACGCCAAAGCGUACGGCUUUAAGAACAAGCUCAUAAUUGUGUCCGCCGAGACGGCAGGGAACGGCCUGUACAACUUCUUAGUGCCGCUGAGGGCUUAUUACCGGCCAAAGAAAGAGCUCAACCCCAUCGUGCUGCUCCUGGACAACUCGCCUGAUAAUCACUUCCUGGAAGCCAUCUGUUGUUUCCCCAUGGUUUACUUCAUGGUUGGAAAUAUUGACAACCUGGACAACCUGCUCCAGUGUGGGAUCAUCUACGCUGAUAACCUGGUGGUGGUGGACAAGGAGAGCACCAUGAGUGCAGAGGAGGACUACAUGGCCGACGCCAAGACUAUCGUCAAUGUACAGACCAUGUUCAGGUUGUUUCCUAGUCUCAGUAUUAUCACUGAGCUCACCCAUCCGUCCAACAUGAGAUUCAUGCAGUUCAGAGCCAAAGACUGUUACUCGCUCGCUCUCUCCAAACUGGAGAAGAUAGAGCGUGAUAAAGGCUCAAACCUGGCCUUCAUGUUUCGCCUGCCGUUUGCUGCAGGACGGGUGUUCAGUAUCAGUAUGUUGGACACACUUCUGUACCAGUCCUUUGUGAAAGACUACAUGAUCACCAUCGCCAGACUGCUCUUAGGGCUGGACACAACGCCAGGCUCGGGAUACCUCUGUAUGAUGAAGGUGACAGAGGAAGACCUAUGGAUCCGGACGUAUGGAAGAUUGUUCCAGAAGCUGUGCUCCACCAGUGCAGAGAUUCCCAUUGGGAUUUACCGCACCGAGUGCCACAUGUUCUCCUCCUCAGAGUCCCAGGUGUCCAUGAACAUGGAGGAGUGCGAGGAGUCGCGGGACCGCCGCGAGUCGUGGAAGGAGAAGCCGUCGCACCGCUACUCCAUGGGCAGCGACCAGUCGGACCACCCGCUGCUGCGCAAGAAGAGCAUGCAGUGGGCGCGGCGGCUGAGCCGCAAGAGCGCCAAGCCCGCCAGCCGCGCCGAGCGCAUCAGCCAGCAGCGCCUCAACCUGUACCGCCGCUCCGAGAGGCAGGAGCUGUCCGAGCUGGUCAAGAACCGCAUGAAGCACCUGGGCCUGCCCACCGUCGGAUACGAGGACGUAGCUAAUUUAACCGCAAGCGAUGUGAUGAAUCGUGUAAAUCUAGGAUAUUUGCAAGACGAGAUGAACGAUCAGCAGAACACGCUCUCGUACGUGCUGAUCAACCCGGCGCCAGACACGAUCCUCGAGCUGAACGACAUUGUUUACAUAAUUCGCUCCGACCCGUUGGCGCACAUGCCCGACGAUAUGCCGGGCGGGCAGCCAAGUGCCAAGGUUCACCAGGAGUACACCGCCGAGACUCGAGACGAGACCGACCUCUGAGCGUCACGCCAGCAUCCCUCCGACUGCCCGGCCCCCUGACCCGCCCUCUCCCUCCCCCCUCCAAUGUCUCCACGAGAGCCACCACAGAGCCUUGUUCACUCCCCCUCUCCAGCCCUACACUAGUGCACCCUCUCUCACACACACACACACACACCCCUCACACACACACACACACACACCCCUCACACACCAACACACUACCAGCUGCCAUGAGGUACACACACAUGCCACACCCCACCUCCACUCUUCACCUGCUCUUCUCCCCCAUCUGCUGGAGUGGAGACCUGCUGCUACUGGAGAAGAAGAGGACAAGCCAUCCAUUUAGUGGCCAUACCAAACAUUACCACUCACCUGGUUUACACUAUACUAUCCAUACCAAACACUACCACUCACCUGGUCCAUACUAUACUAUCCAUACCAAACACUACCACUCACCUGGUUUAUACUAUACUAUCCAUACCAAACACUACCACUCACCUGGUUUAUACUAUACUAUCCAUACCAAACACUAUCACUCACCUGGUCCAUACUAUACUAUCCAUACCAAACACUACCACUCACCUGGUUUAUACUAUACUAUCCAUACCAAGCACUACCCCUCACCUGGUUUAUACUAUACUAUCCAUACCAAACACUACCCCUCACCUGGUUUAUACUAUACUAUCCAUACCAAACACUACCCCUCACCUGAUCCAUACUGUACUAUCCAUACCAAACACUACCACUCACCUGGUUUACACUAUACUAUCCAUACCAAACACUACCACUCACCUGGUUUAUACUAUACUAUCCAUACUAAACACUACCACUCACCUGGUCCAUACUAUACUAUCCAUACUAAACAUUACCCCUCACCUGGUUUAUACUAUACUAUCCAUACCAAACACUACCACUCACCUGAUCCAUACUAUAUUAUCCAUCCAUUUAGUGGCCAUACCAAACACUACCACUACCACUCACCUACUCAACACCAUACUGGACUCCCAUCACACACUGAGCUCAUAUAAUGCAAAUUCCAUAAUACCAUAUUAUUGCUACAAACCCUUUCCUACACACACACACACACACACACACUCUUAUAUCACUAAUACAUACAGAACACACAGUGCAUAACAUAUGGUACACACUGUUCACAUUUUUUUUUUCAACUUCAACGUUCAUAUUCGUUCCAUACUACAGGUCCAAGCCAUUACCCAUGUACACUCUGGCCUCCAACAGCUACUGGCGGUUACUGUUCAAAGGAAACACUUUCUAGUUCCAUUUAUCACUUUUAUAUGAGAAGGUUUGGAGGGUGAAUGUGUUUGAAGGACCAAAAAGGCCAGAGAGUCCCUUUUGUACCAGUGCAGUGGAGAAGAAAGGGGUCUUUUCUGUAGCUGGAAGUGGAGAUCAGAUCAGAUUUGAGUUACUUGUUACUGUCACAUUUCACAAAUUUCUGUACAUUUUGUAAAGCACAAAUCUUUAAAGAGAUUUCAUAUCUGCACUUUGCUAAAUCUGAAUCACACUGAUAAUCUAUAUGAAUGACCCUCAAUGCAAAACUUGAAUUAUGUAAACAAAUAAUGACACUGACGAGUUGCUCCUUCGGAGAAUCUAUCAAAGCAAGGCUUUAAUCUUCGCACAUAGCUUGUCAACGCGUAUUGCUAUAUUUUCCCUCAAGCUUGUUAAAGCUCUUCAUUUGUCUGAUCUAAUGCAUGUCUGUAAACGGAGUACAUGUUAACUUAAAAAUGUUAACUAAAAAUGAAUCAAAAUCCUCAUAGCAAAACAUUUUUAAUACACACCAGAUUCUGGUUUUC
Messenger RNA from Sardina pilchardus (European sardine), 5267 nucleotides. It is a transcript of the gene kcnt1b, whose product is annotated as potassium sodium-activated channel subfamily T member 1b. Gene Ontology annotation, molecular function: outward rectifier potassium channel activity; intracellular sodium-activated potassium channel activity. The transcript is spliced from 30 exons. Lineage: Eukaryota; Metazoa; Chordata; Actinopteri; Clupeiformes; Clupeidae. The record is from RefSeq and is a predicted model, not a curated record. Gene Ontology annotation, cellular component: plasma membrane. Gene Ontology annotation, biological process: potassium ion transmembrane transport. Bases 4 to 3477 code for a protein of 1157 amino acids.